GACAUCCUGCGAAAGCUCGGACAGUCUUGAAUGCCAUCUUCCCUCAAAUAUCUACUCAUGACCUCCAGCAACGACUGAUGAAGCCACCACCAAGGAUAUGUCGGCUAAACAAAACUCGACGGAAUCAUUAAACGAUUCUACAGUAGGAAGCAAGUCCUCGCAUGCCUCAACUGCUGACGGGAGUCUGAAUGAAAGUAAUGGACAUGCCCAAACAGGGGAACUUGUGGACCCCCACAUCGUCGCCGACCACAACCAGCUCGAGCAGGUUCACGACAUUAGCGAUACCAACCGUACCAUGGCACGAAAGUCCUUCUCUUCAAACGACAUGCGAGCCAAGAUGGCUUUGGCUCUCGAGGAGCAACUUCAUGCACAUCAAGAUUUAACCUCUCGCUACCAGCAUACACUCACUGUCGAGGGUUCGUCUCCGAAACCAUGCAUCGUUCCAGGGAACGCACUUCAGUUGAUCGACGAUGACCCAGAAGGGCAACAUCAUCACCCUCCAUCCAUAAUCAUCAUCAACGAUGGUUCAAAGCGACCCGCUCCCGAGUCAUGUACACCCGAUACGAGCUCUGCUGAGCACGAGCCUCAACGAAGACCUAUUCCAAGGGUCCGUUUUCGUUCAAGAGUUCGUAUAGCGUCGGGAUUACAUAGACAUCGACAAUCUGCUACGGGUAAUGGGGAUGGACAUCCUGACCAUACACCAACAUCUUCAUCCUCCACUUCUGGUUCCCCCUCCUCUUCGAUCUCUGCUCCGUUACGUUGGCAAGCAGACGAGAACGCUACUUGGGGCCCAUUAGGUCGUCGACUAAGUGCAUACGCCCAUUCUAAUGGAUGGCAGCGUCGUUCCCCCACAACUUCUCGUCCGCAGAAGUCAGAUCAGAUGCAAUACACUCGUGCCAAAGUGACGAGGACAGGGUCGGACGAGCGUACACCUUUGCUCUCAUCCAAUCGCCCUCGUAUAGCGUAUGUGGAUAGUGGGUUAGACGGAGGAGGUAUGGCGGAUGACGAAAGACCUAGGGUCCUCGGAGGUCGAUUCGAAGAUGAAGACGAGGAAGAGGCGGAAGAAAGAGCACUUCGCGCUGCGGCCUUGAGGAGGGAAGAAGAAGCGGUGUUUGGGAAGUGGCCAUGGCGACUGUUCAACCGUCAUGUGAGUCUUGCGUUUUUCUCAUCCGUUACUGCCAGACUGUGCGUUUCCAAGCUGACUUUGAUUUUUUAUCUUUCCCUCUUUCCUCGCUUGCGCUGCGCGCUGAUGUAUAGUGGUGGUGGUUCCACGUCGAGCCUGUGCUCUGUUGUUGUUGCUCGGACGACUCGGACUAUGAAGAAUGAGGCCAAUUGAGAUGCGGAGGCCCUCGUUAUGAUCGCAACGUUUCUGGCUUCUUUUUUCAUCACUCAUAUGGGAAUACCAUGGUCACCUAGGCAUGCGCUUCUUGAUUUGCAUAUUCUCUCCUCUUUCUUGGCUUGCUCACUCUAGGCCUUUUCUUGUCGUUUUCAUAUUUCGGUCUAACUUAUGCAUUCCUCAUAACACGAGCCACACACGAUGUACAGUAACUUCCACCGUAACUCACUCGCACACUACCCGCAUUUGUCCUCCGUUCCAUAAUUGACUUCUCGAAAUCCGUGGCUUCAAGCACUCGUGGGAGUUUUGAACAUUGUAGGAGGGUCGGCCUAGGAAGGAGCGCCGACGCACCCUUGCAAGCGUUCUGUAUGAGGACGGGGUCCAUGAUAACCAAAGUCGUCGUAACUUCUACAAUAUUAAUGGGGACCGCGCGAAUGACG
Molecule: messenger RNA, 1776 nt
Organism: Somion occarium
Lineage: Eukaryota; Fungi; Basidiomycota; Agaricomycetes; Polyporales; Cerrenaceae
Source: the annotation of a GenBank genome assembly